Messenger RNA from Heterocephalus glaber (naked mole-rat), 1189 nucleotides. RefSeq names its product tRNA-yW synthesizing protein 5 (gene Tyw5). Gene Ontology annotation, biological process: wybutosine biosynthetic process. The record is from RefSeq and is a predicted model, not a curated record. Lineage: Eukaryota; Metazoa; Chordata; Mammalia; Rodentia; Bathyergidae. Gene Ontology annotation, molecular function: tRNA binding.
CUUCGCGGACCUUUUCUCUCCUUUUCAUGUUUCUGAGCCGAGCACGCGCAGACGGACACAUUGUGCCGGAAGUUCCAAGGCCUCUGAAGAAGGAUGGCAGGGGAAAACGUCCCGGUACCUCGGCUUCAGGGCGUCUCUGCAGAGGGCUUUAGGCAGCACCUCUACCCACAGAGAAAGCCUCUUGUGUUGAAAGGACUUGAUCUGGGCCCAUGUACAAGCAAGUGGACAGUGAAUUACCUAAGCCACAUCGGCGGGACCAGAGAAGUGAAGAUUCACGUGGCCAGAGUAGCACAGAUGGACUUCAUUAGUAAGAACUUUGUAUAUAGAACUUUACCUUUUAACAAGUUGGUCCAGAGGGCGGCUGAAGAAAAGCAUGAGGAAUUCUUUCUUUCAGAGGAUGAAAAAUACUACUUACGGUCACUUGGAGAAGACCCUAGAAAGGAUGUUGCAGAUAUCAGAAAGCAGUUUCCUUUGUUAGAAGGAGAUAUUAAGUUUCCAAAAUUCUUUGAGGAGGAGCAAUUCUUCUCCAGUGUCUUCCGAAUUAGCUCACCUGGAUUACAGCUUUGGACUCACUAUGAUGUGAUGGAUAACUUCUUAAUACAAGUGACUGGAACAAAGCGUGUUACACUGUUCAGUCCUCGUGAUGCCCAGUAUUUAUAUUUGUCAGGUUCUAAAUCAGAAGUGCUAAAUAUCGAUAGUCCAGACUUGACUAAAUAUCCACUGUUCUCCAAGGCAAGAAGGCAUGAAUGUUCCCUUGAAGCCGGUGAUGUGUUAUUCAUUCCUGCUCUAUGGUUCCACAAUGUAAUUUCUGAAGAGUUUGGAGUGGGAGUGAAUAUCUUUUGGAAGCACCUUCCAUCUGAAUGCUAUGACAAAACAGAUACCUAUGGAAACAAAGAUCCAACAGCAGCAUCAAGAGCUGCGCAGAUUCUCAACAGAGCCCUGAAAACGCUGGCUGAGUUGCCAGAGGAAUACAGGGACUUCUAUGCACGGCGAAUGGUCUUACACAUUCAGGACAAAGCCUACAGCAAGAACUUUGAGUAAAUAAGGAAGUGAAUCCAGUGAAUAUAAACCUUGUAAUAAAAUUUAAUUCAAAUAUGGGAAGAGAAUAACAGGAUGUAAAUUAAUUUUUAAAAGAUUGACGCUUUGUUAAAACCAGAACAAUAAAUCAAUCUCAGAUUUAAAGAUUAAA